Molecule: messenger RNA, 1236 nt
Organism: Nerophis ophidion (straightnose pipefish)
Lineage: Eukaryota; Metazoa; Chordata; Actinopteri; Syngnathiformes; Syngnathidae
Exons: 2
Source: RefSeq, a predicted model, not a curated record
UACAUGCUGCCGCUAGGUGACAUCAUACGCAAAUACGGUGUUAGCUUUCACUGUUAUGCUGAUGACACCCAACUCUACAUGCCCCUAAAGCUGACCAACAUGCCGGAUUGUAGUCAGCUGGAGGCGUGUCUUAAUGAAAUUAAACAAUGGAUGUCCGCUAACUUUUUGCAACUCAACGCCAAAAAAACGGAAAUGCUGAUUAUCGGUCCUGCUAGACACCGAACUCUAUUUAAUAAUACAACUCUAACAUUUGACAACCGUAUUAUCUUCGACCCAACUCUCUCCUUUGAGGCACACAUUAAAAGCGUUACUAAAACGGCCUUCUUUCAUCUCCGCAAUAUCGCUAAAAUUCGCUCCAUUCUGUCCACUAAAGACGCUGAGAUCAUUAUCCAUGCGUUUGUUACGUCUCGCCUCGACUACUGUAACGUAUUAUUUUCGGGUCUCCCCAUGUCUAGCAUUAAAAGAUUACAGUUGGUACAAAAUGCGGCUGCUAGACUUUUGACAAGAACAAGAAAGUUUGAUCACAUUACGCCUGUACUGGCUCACCUGCACUGGCUUCCUGUGCACUUAAGAUGUGACUUUAAGGUUUUACUACUUACGUAUAAAAUACUACACGGUCUAGCUCCAUCCUAUCUUGCCGAUUGUAUUGUACCAUAUGUCCCGGCAAGAAAUCUGCGUUCAAAGGACUCCGGCUUAUUAGUGAUCCCCAAAGCCAAAAAAAAGUCUGCGGGCUGUAGAGCUUUUUCAUUUCGGGCUCCAGUACUCUGGAAUGCCCUCCCGGUAACAGUUCGAGAUGCCACCUCAGUAGAAGCAUUUAAGUUUCACCUUAAAACUCAUUUGUAUACUCUAGCCUUUAAAUAGACUCCCUUUUUAGACCAGUUGAUCUGCCGUUUCUUUUCUUUUUCUUCUAUGUCCCACUCUCCUUUGUGGAGGGAGUCCGGUCCGAUCCGGUGGCCAUGUACUGCUCGCCUGUGUAUCGGCUGGGGACAUCUCUGCGCUGCUGAUCAGCCUCCGCUUGGGAUGGUUUCCUGCUGGCUCCGCUGUGAACGGGACUCUCGCUGCUGUGUUGGAUCCGCUUUGGACUGGACUCUCGCGACUGUGUUGGAUCCAUUAUGGAUUGAUCUUUCACAGUAUCAUGUUCUCAUAUGUUCUCAUAGUCAUCAGUAUCAUCAGUAUCACAGUAUCAUGUUCUCAUAGUCAUCAUUGUCACCGACGUCCCACUGGGUCAUUAUUGUC